Didymosphaeria variabile is the source of this 3537-nucleotide messenger RNA. RefSeq names its product WD repeat-containing protein 6 (gene WDR6). The transcript has 3 exons. Gene Ontology annotation, biological process: tRNA methylation. Lineage: Eukaryota; Fungi; Ascomycota; Dothideomycetes; Pleosporales; Didymosphaeriaceae. Gene Ontology annotation, cellular component: cytoplasm. Gene Ontology annotation, molecular function: protein binding. The record is from RefSeq and is a predicted model, not a curated record. Bases 1 to 3537 code for a protein of 1178 amino acids.
AUGUCCCGGAAGCUUCAUCAUGAAUGUACUCGCGUUCCGAUAACGGCUUUAGCCGAUUGUGGACGUCUUCUCGUCGUCGCUGAAGGACCGUACUUGCGCUUCUAUGAACGCCAAGACAACAGAUACCUUUGGUCGGAACGAGUCUUUGAAGCUCAAGCUAUACAUGGCAUAUCCGAACUUGAACUUGAGAUUGAUAAUGCGCAUCUCAUUGUCUGGGGAGGGUUGCUGGUCCGCACAGUGAAAUUUGGUUUCAGGAACUUCGACGAUGAUGCCCACGUCUACCUGGACAAUUUCCAAGUGUCUAAUGUUGGAAGAGCGCCUGACUGGAUCUUGGACAUCCUUCCAGCGCCUUACUCAUUCGGAGACCCUAAUCCGGUACGAUGUCCGGCGGUAACCGCACACAAUGCACUGCUUGAAAUUAUCCUGCAUCCUCCCACCGAGAUCAAGGACACCAACAAAGUUCCAUUCAUCUCGGUGAGCGAACUGACUUCCGGCUCUCGUUCAAUUCUCUACUCUGCACAUCUAUCGUGGAAUACAGAAGAUCAUGUCAUUCGCGUUGCUGCAGGAACGGCGUUCGGCGAGAUCAUCUACUGGUCGUGGGAUUCAACGCGUGACCAUGAAAGCAGAUCUCGUAUCCACCGCGUCUUCCUAGGCCACGAAGGCUCUAUAUUUGGAGUACACAUCUCUCCCAAGCUUCCCGUUGAUGAUCAGGAAUCAAGGCGGUUGCUCGCAAGCUGUAGCGACGACCGCACAAUACGCAUCUGGGAUGUCAGCGGCGUUUCUGCGGAAGAAGGGGAACCGUUACUUGACGGCGACCUAGAAUUGCAGAGGACAAGGCAUACCGGUUUUAGCAAUGCUUCUUUCGAUACUGCCGUAUCGAACAUCGACUGCGUUGCCAUAGGCUGGGGCCAUACUUCCCGCGUCUGGAAAGCGAGGUUCUUCCAGGACGACUCAUCACCUGGCGAUGUUUUCCUCCUGUCUUCAGGUGAGGAUGCUACGUCACGUACAUGGAGGCUCGUCACCAAAGUUAGUGAUAAAUCUAGUCCGCCGGGAACGCCAAAGUGGCAGCUUGAGCUGGUGGAUACAGCAGCUUAUCACAAUGGCAAAAAUGUCUGGUCCAUGGCUUUGCCGAGCUUGCGUAGCGAUGAGUCCGCCACUCUUGGAGGAGCCGACAGUAAGAUCACACGAUUUGGCCUGAAGACGUACGAGAACAGUCAUCCCAUCAAACAGUCACAGUAUGAUAUCGGCUUCUUUGCAUCUUCUCCAGCGCUCCUCGAGGACAGCACUGCAGUUACAGAGAAAACGGGUCACCGCUCAUCCAAGCAGACCGAAUUUCUCAGAAGCUAUGCAUUCUUAGAUGAAACUACUUUCAUCCUGACUACUAAUUCCGGUAGAGUCUAUCUUGAGACUUUAUCUUCCGUGUUCAGUGCGAAAAUCGAGAGGUCAAUACUACUUGCCCAAGUAGAUGAUCUAGGCGGAUACUCCGUCAGCGUGGGAGAGAGCUCACUCGGUGUAGCUUUCGUUGCUAGUGCGACAGGAACUCUGUACGCAUAUACCAAGGCUACGUCCCGCUUAUCAGAGUUGUAUACUGUCAGCGGCAAGAUUGGUGAAGUCUUCACGGAACAUCCCGUAGAAAUGCCGCAGUCGAAACGAAUAGUUCUGUUGAUUACCCUAGUCGGACAGAAGGUUGCUUACCUGCUUGAGGUCAAUCUUUCGAGGAGCGACGAGCCAACAGUCUUACGUACGACUGUCGUACCGAUAUCAGAUCAAAUCACUGGAAUCGCCAUUACGAGCAUGGUCCAUGCCUACACCGUUGAUGGAAGAUAUGUCUUCAUUGGUUUCCGCCGUGGGUCGAUUGCCGUAUACCGCAUCCCAGAUGAACGCGAUGGAGAAACCGCUCCUGGAUCAGCCAAGCUACUCAGGAUCAUAGAUUCUGUUCACGGUAAAGAGACUGUCACCGCUAUGACCUGGAUAGUCAGUGGAUCGACCACCUCGUCCGGUCAUUUGGUCUCCAUAGGAAGAAACGGCUGCAUGGCCAUCCAUUUCAUCGACCUAGCAAACGACCUCUACCACUCAAUAGUCCAUGAUAUUUCGCUACCUGUCGGCCCUAACAUCGAGGGUCUCUAUAUCCGUGACGGCCAAUUACACGUGUAUGGAUUCUCAAACAAGGAGUUCGUACUAUAUAACACUGCCACCGAAGAAGUUAUUAUGAGUGUCGAAACCGGUGGCGCGCAUCGGAGCUGGGCAUUCCAACCCAACUUCUUCUCACACCGUGGCGGCACUCUUGUUUGGACACGAGCAUCAAGCAUGCAUAUUCACACACAACCCGGGCAGAAUCACGAUGUGAUACGCUCUGGUGGUCACGGACGCGAGAUAAAAGCCGUCGCUGUGUCACCAGUUAUUGCCGCAAACAAAGGCAACAGACAGUUCAUAGCCACCGGCGCCGAAGAUACUGACAUCAAAAUCUUCCAAUACUCCGACAAUCACCUCACCUGCCUUCGCACCCUGCGGAAACACACGACCGGUGUCCAAGCUCUGCAAUGGUCCGCUGACGGCUCAUAUCUCUUUAGCAGCGGCGGUUGCGAAGAGUUUUAUGUCUGGAGGAUAAGUCGUCUGCCGUCUGAAGUGGGCGGCAUAGGCGUGGUGUGCGAAACAAGCUGCCCAACCGAAAGCGAGCACUCCGACCUCCGCAUUAUGUCGUUCGAGGCUAAACGACAUUCGUAUACUGGGUUCAUUUUUAGUAUGGUGUUUUCGAAUUCUACAGUCAAGUUGUACGCGUACGAUACUGCCGAGCCUGAAAAGUGGUUGAAGGUGGCUUCCGGCCACUACUUCACUUCCUGUCUAACACAAUGCGCAUUCCUUCCUUCAGGGAAUAACAUGCCACAUGUGAUCCUUACAGCCGGUACUGACGGACAUGCUGCCCUUUGGCCUUUUGAUCCCUCCCAAGACCGCGAUUCGCUCCCAUAUCAUUCCGUCAUCACACUCCACCAGUCCUCCUCGAAAACUCUGGUUAUACAUCACCUUUCCAAAGCGCAUGCCAAGACGGUCAUGACGCUCAUCGUGAGCGGCGGCGAUGAUGGCACACUAGCCCUCCUCCUCGCCUGCACUAGCUGGAACGGCGUAGAAUGGGCCGGUCCUCCAGUCAUAGUAGUUCGGGCACAUGCUUCAGCUGUGACGGCAUGUGCGGUGCUCACACACAAUGCCCGGACGUUUGUAGUGACAAGUGGGAAUGAUCAAUGGGUGCGUCUAUGGGAACUCAUCAUGUACGAAACCGACGCGGACCUUUUAGAAGGCAAUAAUCGGCCAGCGAUGAAGCACAUCGGUGAGAUCAAGCGCGUUGGAAAGAUCAAGACGAGUGUUGCAGACGUGUCGAGUAUGGCUGUAUUGGAUUCAUCGGAGGAGAAAGAAAUGGAGGACGAGGAGAAAGAAGUAGAAGAGGAAAAGGAAAAGGAAAAGGAAAAGGAAAAGGAAGCUGCGAGGGUGCUCAUUUGUGGCGUUGGCAUGGAGGUUAUCAGGAUAGAGUGGGAGACGAUGUGA